Messenger RNA from Coffea eugenioides, 2935 nucleotides. Its product is annotated as ion channel CASTOR-like. Lineage: Eukaryota; Viridiplantae; Streptophyta; Magnoliopsida; Gentianales; Rubiaceae. The coding region runs from base 45 to 2813 and encodes 922 amino acids. The transcript is spliced from 12 exons. The record is from RefSeq and is a predicted model, not a curated record. Gene Ontology annotation, biological process: monoatomic ion transport.
UUUAAUACUCCUAAAGCCCCUAAACUUUUCCCAUUAUUCCAACCAUGUCCUUGGACAGAAUGGACUCCUCAUCGGACUCCCCGUCGACGUCGUUUAGCAACCGCGACUGGUUCUUCCCUUCCCAAUCCUUCAUAAACUCUUCCCACCAUAUCCCAAGAACAUCCAUCCGUAGAUUCUCCUCUCCUUAUCCAAAACGGGCUGCAACGCCGUCGUUUCAGAGCUUUCCGGCCAGUCCUCCGCCGCCGCCGUGGACUCCUUCAAUAUCUAAUUCUUCUCCUCCUCCUCCUCCUCCUCCUCCUCCGCCGGCUAACUACUACGCCAAGUAUGCCGGUGUACGACGCGGUUCUGCUUACCUUAGUCGUCAGUUGCGAAAUCAGAAGUCAACGAGUCAGAACGACGGCGGUGGAAUUGGUGGUCAAGGAAUUAAGAGCAAGUCCGACGACGCCGUUUCUGAGUUCAGGGAGGAUAGUAAAACGACGACGGAGCCGGCGGGUAAGAGGCUGACUGGCUUAUUCGGUGGCCGGUUGAUUGUUCGUUGGCAAACGGCUUUCACCGCUGCAGUAUUAGUAACAGCAUUUUCGUCGUUGGUGCAUAAAAAUUUUGCGUUACACAAUGAGGUUAUUCGUUUACAGGAUCAAAUUUUCAAGCUCAAUCACCGGUUACUGGUUUGCAGUUUGCUUGAUUCUAUAGAUGAUAUUGAUUCAACGACACACGACAUAAACCAUCUUUCCAACAAAAGCUUGAAAAACAUAGCUGUAGUCGCCUCACUAGCAUUGCUAUCAAUUCCAUUUCUUUUUCUCAAGUAUGUUGACUAUGUCUCGAAUUCGAGAAGAUUGUCUGACAUUCUCACAGAGAAAGUAUCUUUAAACAAGCAGCUGGCAUACAGGGUUGAUGCUUUUUUAUCUGUUCAUCCCUAUGCUAAGCCACUCGCCUUGUUAGUUGCAACAGUACUACUUAUUUGUCUUGGCGGGUUAGCACUUUUUGGGGUUACAGAUGACAGCUUAGCAGAUUCCCUAUGGUUAUCUUGGACCUAUGUUGCAGACUCAGGCAAUCAUGCUAAUUCCGAGGGCAUUGGUCCGAGGUUAGUGUCAGUGUCCAUUAGCUUUGGUGGGAUGCUCGUAUUUGCAAUGAUGCUGGGACUCGUUUCAGAUGCAAUUUCUGAGAAGUUUGACUCACUGAGAAAAGGAAGAAGUGAAGUUGUAGGGCAAAAUCACACUCUUAUCCUUGGGUGGAGUGACAAGUUGGGAUCUCUAUUGAAUCAACUUGCUAUAGCCAAUGAGAGUUUGGGUGGUGGAAUGGUUGUGGUUAUGGCUGAAAGAGACAAAGAAGAGAUGGAGCUUGACAUUGCUAAAAUGGAAUUUGAUUUUAGAGGAACAUCUGUUCUAUGCAGAAGUGGAAGCCCUUUGAUUUUAGCCGACCUGAAAAAGGUAUCUGUCUCUAAGGCUCGUGCAAUUGUCAUUCUUGCCGAAGAUGGAAAUGCCGACCAGAGUGAUGCUCGUGCCUUGCGGACAGUUCUAAGCUUAACAGGAGUCAAAGAAGGACUAAGGGGACAUAUAGUGGUCGAACUGAGUGAUCUUGAUAAUGAAGUCCUUGUUAAACUUGUAGGUGGAGAUCUAGUUGAAACAGUUGUCGCACAUGAUGUAAUUGGGCGGCUAAUGAUUCAAUGUGCUCGGCAACCAGGCCUUGCGCAGAUAUGGGAAGACAUUCUUGGCUUUGAGAAUUGUGAGUUCUACAUCAAAAGAUGGCCUCAGUUGGAUGGAAUGCCCUUUGAGGAAGUCUUGAUUUGCUUCCCUGAUGCUAUUCCUUGUGGUGUCAAGGCAGCAUCGUAUGGUGGAAAAAUAAUUUUGAAUCCUGACGACUCCUAUGUUUUGCAAGAAGGAGAUGAAGUUCUUGUGAUUGCAGAAGACGAUGAUACAUAUGCUCCAGCAGCACUGCCUACGGUUCAGAGAGGAUAUCUACCCAAGGAUUUUAUUGUUCCAAAAUCUGCAGAGCGCAUACUUUUUUGUGGUUGGCGUCGAGAUAUGGAAGAUAUGAUUAUGGUAUUGGAUGCCUUUUUAGCACCUGAUUCAGAGUUGUGGAUGCUCAAUGAAGUUCCCGAAAAGGAAAGGGAGAAAAAGCUCAUAGAUGGUGGCCUUGAUAGCAGCAGAUUGGUCAAUAUAACGCUGGUUAACCGUGAAGGAAAUGCUGUUGUUCGACGUCACCUUGAAAGCCUGCCAUUAGAAUCUUUUGAUUCUAUCUUAAUUUUAGCUGAUGAAUCAGUUGAAGAUUCAGCAAUCCAGGCUGAUUCCAGAUCUCUUGCCACAUUGCUUCUUAUCCGUGAUAUUCAGGCGAAACGCCUUCCAUACAGGGAAGCUAUGGUUUCACAAGUUCACAGAAGUAGCUUCUCACAAGGUUCCUGGAUUGGGGAAAUGCAGCAGGCUUCAGAUAAGUCGGUUAUAAUUAGUGAAAUCCUGGACCCCAGGACUAAAAACCUCUUAUCUAUGUCAAAAAUCAGUGACUAUGUCUUAUCAAACGAGCUUGUCAGCAUGGCACUAGCAAUGGUUGCAGAGGAUCGGCAAAUAAAUGAUGUACUGGAGGAGCUUUUUGCGGAAGAGGGAAAUGAGAUGCAAAUAAGAGGUGCGAAAUUGUACCUCCGGGAAGGGGAGGAGCUGAGUUUCUAUGAAGUACUACUUCGAGCACGUCAAAGAAGAGAGAUAGUCAUUGGGUAUCGCGUGGCUAACACAGAGAGAGCUGUAAUCAAUCCCCCAGCCAAACAUGAGAAGCGAAAAUGGUCAGUAAAUGAUGUUUUUGUGGUAAUUGCUGAGAAAGAAUAAGAAGUCACCAUAUCCCUGAAACUAGUGUGAAUACUUGGAAUGGGAAGUGAUGGUAAAAGUCCAAAGAGAAUGAGGAAGUAUUAGGUUCUUGAUAUAAUCAGCAAGACAUAUGCCAAGGACAG